Messenger RNA from Oppiella nova, 2121 nucleotides. The record is from the annotation of a GenBank genome assembly. NCBI's taxonomy places the organism in Eukaryota, Metazoa, Arthropoda, Arachnida, Sarcoptiformes, Oppiidae.
AUGAGUGAAGGAGUCGUGAAAUGUUGCGGAACUCCGAUGUUUCUGAAGAGGACUUUCGGCGCCGGAUAUCACCUGAGAAUCGCUAAAAACCGUGACUUCAAUGGACAGACAGUUCUGCAUAUUAUCCGCAAUUUUAUGCCAAACGCUGACAUCAAAAGUGAAAUCAAUUCAGAAAUCAUUUAUUCACUCGAAGGCGAAGAGCACUCGACCUCUGAUAUCAGUAAUACUAACAAACUUUUGGUCCAAUUGUUCACUAAUUUGGAGACCAGAAAAGAUGAGCUCAAUAUUGAAACCUAUGGACUGACUGUCACUACAAUGGAAGACGUCUUCCUAAGGGUUGGCAACGAAUCCAUCGACACAUUUGAUGACAAAUACUCGAAAUCCUCCAAUAGUUCGCUACUAAACGAACCAAUUUUGGUGCAAAGUAUCCGCAAAAAUAGUGGUAAUAAACUCGGUUUACAACAGUUUAAGGCGUUAUUCCUGAAGCGGUUCCACUACGCCAAGAGGUAUUGGCCAAUGAUUGUCUUGCAGACAGUACUUCCGGCCAUACUUUUCAUGUGUAUUCUGCUAUUGGAUAAAUCACUGAAGAGUUCGUUUACACAAACCGAUACAAAGGAUUUGGAUUUGAAUUUGAAGAUGUAUGGCAAGACUCAGGGUUUCAUUCAGUCAGACAUUAAAGAUCUCAAGGAUCUCUACAUACAAGUGUCCAAAACACAAGACAUGUCCACAGAAAUUAUCACUGAAAAUCCUAAUAAUUGGACUCUUGAGGGUAAUAAAGGGGAUGACAUUACUAAAUACAUCAACACAUAUCUGGUCGGCGCUCAGAUUAAUACCACAACCAGUGGUGAACUGAUUCUCAUUCCCUGGUAUAACAAAGAGGCCGUACAUUCACUCCCGGUGUCCAUCAACUUCUUAUAUCAGACACUACUCGAUAAAUACUUCAACGAUAAGCCAUCAAUCGUAGUACAUAACCACCCAAUCCUUUACGAUCAAAGUAAUAAUGCCAUACAGUCGGUCGUGAUGUCCACAAUGGUCAUAUGUCUACUACUGGUUCCUCUAACCGUCCCCUUCAUCGGUGCCUCCUAUGUGUUGUUCCCAAUUCACGAACGCGUGACUAAUUCAAAACUAUUGCAACUAAUGAAUGGCAUAUCUAUUCACACCUUCUGGGCGGCCAGUUAUCUGUUUGAUAUGAUUAACCAUUUAAUAGCAAGCAUUUUACUCAUUUGCAUAUUCGCUAUCUUCGACUUCAAUAAAGUUUUUAUGGGAAACGCGACGAGUGGUUUCGGUCUAUUCAUCCUAUUCUUCGUGUUUGGUUUAUCUGCCAUUCCUUUGGCGUAUUUAUUCUCAUUGCGACUGAAGCUGCCGUCCACUGGUUUCGCCAUUUUGGUGGUCAUAUACCUGUUGACAGGAGUGGCCCUAUCGUUGAUCGUGUUUUUCGUGGGCGCCAUCAAACCCAAAGCGCUGGAAGUGACGUCCGGCAUCGCAAACAUACUGCCCGUGUAUGCCAUGGGUCACGGCAUAGAGAAGCUGUACAAACUGGGCUCAUUCCAGACCGCGUGCAAACAGAUGUCUCCCGAGCACCUGGAGAGACGGUGUCAGGACAUUGAGUCCAAAGGAUCGCAGAGUGAAUACUACGGUUGCUGUGAGCGUGUGUGUCGACCCAAACACCAGUGUUACGACGACUUCAAUGCUUUCCAAUGGGAUAUAAAUUACGGGAUAAGCAUUGAGCUGACAUAUCUCAUAGUUACCGGUGCUGUAUAUGUGUUUAUACUGUGGCUUAUUGAAGGCAAUUGGGAACGACUGACAUACAUGUUUAGCACACAAAAAGUACAGACAUCUAAUACUACGUCGAUCUAUAUUGGAACCAAUGUUCAGCAGAAUGUUGCCAUAAAUAUGGCCACAGGAGUAGCACUCAACCCAUGGAUGAGAUCCAUAUCAGUGCAGGAGAUGGAGGACUCGGAUGUGACCGCAGAGAAGAAUAGGAUCGAAGGGUUAGUCAACACUGAUAGCGUUAACAGCGAAGCACUGGUAGUCAGGAAUUUGACGAAAACUUUCGGAAAAGUAAUACCCAUUCAAGCGGUGAAUGGACUGAGUUUUGGUGUCCAUCCGGAGGAGUGCUUU